Molecule: messenger RNA, 1111 nt
Organism: Prorocentrum cordatum
Lineage: Eukaryota; Dinophyceae; Prorocentrales; Prorocentraceae
Source: the annotation of a GenBank genome assembly
GGCGGAGCAGGGCGCCAGGCUCGGGGAGGAGGCGCCCGGCGACGAGGAGGACCGGGAGGAGGGCUCGUGCGCAUCCUACGGUUGCGUCAAGUAUGAUGGCACGCACUCCUGCCAGUGCAACGAUGACUGCGCGAAAUACGACUCGUGCUGCAAUUACGCCGACACCUGCUCCGUCUCGGGCAAGAAGGACGACUCCUGGGAGAAGGUCCCCGAGUUCCCCGUUGACGUGGUGAACGAGGAUUACAAGGCGGCGUGCGAGGGGGGCAACAGCCUCGACGAUGGCUGGAUGUACCUCUACAACGAGGGACGUGGCACGGACAACGCGGCCUGCGGUACGAGCUCAAACUACUGGUGUUGCCGCCAGUGUGUGGAUGAUCACGGAUGCAAAGACAAGAGCACGACGGCUACACGCUCCACGACUACCAACGCCGCAGAUGAUGCAGUGCCCGCUCGGCAAAGCCAUGCACAGGGCGGCGCCGCUCCCGUGAGCGACGAAAGUGCGGAAGGGCGAGGAGGUCGCCGCCAAGGAGGGGGCGCCGAAUCCCGCGGAGGCGAGGAGGCUGCGGACGACGGGGGCGGCGGCGACGAAGAUGACGACCCAGAGCCGUACGACUGCUCUGUGGGCACCGACGAAGAUUGGAAGACAAACAAGAAGCUCUGGUGCUGUGUGAUCAGGAAGGUCGGCUGCGAGGAGACGCAGGCGACCGCCGAGCCGACUCCCUCGCCGUCCACCACGACGAGCAUUGCCACCACCACUAGCGAGAAGGCCGCGACCAGCACCAGCACCGGCAGCACCACGACCGCCGAGGACCCUGAGGCGGACGUCGCGCUCCGGUAGCGCUCGGGGCUCACCGGGCUAUUUUGGCGGGUGCCUCGGCGGAAGGGACGAGCGGGGCUGCAGCAGUUGGGCGGGCCCCAGUGCCCACCUCGCGCUGGCGACCAGUGACCCGCGCGGGUGGGCCCCCCAUCCCCUAGCGUCGGAGGCCCCCUCCUCGCGCCAGAAACCCCCCGUCCUUCGAUCCCUCUUCCCACCUCUCCCCGCCGCGAUCUCCCCUGUAGAGAAUCGUGCAGACGACCGGAGAGAAAUCUCGCCGCCGCGCCGCCACGAAAA